Messenger RNA from Nelumbo nucifera (sacred lotus), 2590 nucleotides. RefSeq names its product P-loop containing nucleoside triphosphate hydrolases superfamily protein (gene ARC5). Gene Ontology annotation, molecular function: GTPase activity; microtubule binding; GTP binding. Lineage: Eukaryota; Viridiplantae; Streptophyta; Magnoliopsida; Proteales; Nelumbonaceae. Gene Ontology annotation, cellular component: microtubule; membrane; cytoplasm. Gene Ontology annotation, biological process: peroxisome fission. The record is from RefSeq and is a predicted model, not a curated record.
CACGCUACGUGUCAAAACUUUUCUUUCUUUUCGCCACUCCCGCGGUUCGUUUCCAUUCGAUUGCCAUCCGAAAAAACCUCCUAAAGUCUCACAGAAGCGCGGCCUCUGCCAUUCACUCUCUCUCUCAGUCGCAGAGAAAGAGAAAUGGGGAGCGAGGAGGGGCGUGUAGGAGCUCAAUUGGAUGAUCAGUCGAGACUGUACGAGGCCUACAACGAGCUCCAUGGACUCGCCCAGGAAUUCGAGACGCCUUUCGACGCUCCGGCGGUGUUGGUGGUGGGCCACCAGACCGACGGGAAGAGCGCAUUGGUCGAAGCCCUCAUGGGUUUCCAGUUCAACCAUGUCGGAGGCGGGACCAAGACCAGGCGACCCAUUACUCUCCACAUGAAAUAUGAUCCCGACUGCGAACUCCCCCGCUGUCGUCUCGUCGGUGAAACUGGUCCCAUGGUCGCCGAAGAGAAAUCUCUUCAAGAAAUUCAAGCUUAUAUUGAAGCUGAAAACCUGAGGUUGGAGAAGGAGCCUUGCCAGUUUUCUGCUAAGGAAAUAAUUAUUAGAAUAGAGUAUAAAUACUGUCCUAACCUUACCAUAAUUGACACACCAGGCCUAAUUGCCCCUGCUCCAGGACGGAAAAACCGGGCUUUACAGGUACAUGCCCGUGCUGCAGAGUCUCUUAUCCGAGCUAAAAUGCAGCAUAAAGAAUUAAUCAUAUUAUGCCUUGAGGAUUGCAGUGAUUGGAGUAAUGCUACAACCCGGAGGGUGGUGAUGCAAAUUGAUCCUGAGCUCUCAAGGACUGUAAUUGUAUCAACAAAGCUUGAUACAAAAAUACCACAGUUUGCAUGCUCCUCAGAUGUGGAAGUUUUUCUUAGGCCACCUGCUUCUACUCUUGAUGGCUGCAUAUUAGGUGAUUCUCCUUUUUUUACAUCUGUGCCUUCUGGAAGAGUUGGAUCUGGACAUGAAUCUGUUUACGGAUCAAAUGAUGAGUUUAAACAGGCUAUUUCCUUGAGAGAGAUGGAGGAUAUUGCUUAUCUGGAAGAGAAGUUAGGACGGUCCCUGACAAAGGAAGAAAGAAGCAGAAUAGGUGUAAGCAAGCUUAGAUUAUUUUUGGAAGAGAUGCUUCUGAAAAGGUAUAUGGAUAGUGUCCCUCUUAUCAUUCCACUGCUUGAAAAGGAAUAUCGAAGCACAACAAGAAAGCUAAAUGAAAUAAAUCAGGAGCUCAGCAAUUUGGAUGAAACAAAAUUGAAGGAGAAAGGAAGAGCAUUCCAUGAUAUGUUUCUGACCAAGUUGUCAUUGCUAUUGAAAGGAACAGUGGUUGCGCCUCCUGAUAAAUUUGGGGAAACUCUGCAAGAUGAGAGAGUUAAUGGAGGAGCAUUUGUUGGUACUGAUGGUCUCCAGUUCCCACAGAAACUAAUACCUAAUGCUGGGAUGCGUCUCUAUGGCGGUGCACAAUAUCACCGUGCAAUGGCAGAAUUCCGAUUUGUUGUUGGGGGAAUCAAGUGCCCCCCAAUUACUCGGGAAGAGAUUGUAAAUGCAUGUGGAGUAGAAGAUAUUCACGAUGGAACAAACUAUUCUAGGACUGCUUGUGUUAUUGCUGUUGCCAAAGCUCGUGAUACAUUUGAACCUUUUCUUCAUCAGCUGGGUUUUAGACUCUUACACAUUUUAAAGAGGUUGCUUCCUAUUUCUGUCUAUCUUCUUCAGAAAGAUGGUGAAUAUCUAAGUGGCCAUGAGGUGUUUCUGAGGCGUGUUGAGACUGCCUUCAAUAAUUUUGCAGAGUCUACUGAACGAGCAUGCCGGGAAAAAUGCAUGGAGGAUCUAGUGAGCACAACGCGUUAUGUCACCUGGUCUCUCCACAAUAAGAAUCGGGCUGGCUUACGCCAAUUCUUAGACUCAUUUGCUGGCUCAGAGCAGUCAUCUUUGUGUGGGAAUUCUCCUACUGCUGCUGCAUCUCAAGAAUCAUCCUUGGGCCCAGUUGCAAAUGACCACAAGCAUGACAUAAAGGGGAGAGCAGAUGUGAAACUUAGCCAUUUGGCUUCAGGAGUUGAAUCAAAUCCUUGUGUUCAGUCAACAGAAACAAGGCUGGCUGAUCUUUUAGAUAGCACACUAUGGAAUCGAAGGCUUGCUCCCUCAUCUGAAAGGAUUGUUUAUGCAUUGGUACAACAGAUAUUCCAUGGCAUUAGAGAAUAUUUCUUGGCCUCUGCAGAAUUAAAGUUCAACUGUUUUCUUCUAAUGCCAGUGGUUGACAAGUUACCAGCACUUUUCCGGGAAGACCUGGAAUCUGCAUUUGAGGAUGACUUGGAUAAUGUCUUUGACAUCACCCACUUGCGCCGCUCAUUGGGACAACGGAAGCAUGACUUCGAAGUAGAGCUGAAACGGAUACAAAGGCUUAAGGAGAAAUUCAGACGGAUACACGAGCAGCUUAACUCUCGGAUUAGGUAAAAUAGAAAACUAGUAUUGGCACUGUUUGUGAUGCUACUGAUAAAAGCCAGUCAGUACCGACCCUUUUCAUUUUCAUAUGCACCAAACAGUUGAAACAAAAUCUGUUUAAACAGAAAUUAGAGCAGACUAAUGCGAAGAUUGUGUUCAACCCUCUCCCUUA